Molecule: messenger RNA, 1474 nt
Organism: Notothenia coriiceps (black rockcod)
Lineage: Eukaryota; Metazoa; Chordata; Actinopteri; Perciformes; Nototheniidae
Product: FH1/FH2 domain-containing protein 3-like
Exons: 9
Biological process (GO): cardiac myofibril assembly; cortical actin cytoskeleton organization; sarcomere organization
Cellular component (GO): cytoplasm; cytoskeleton
Molecular function (GO): actin filament binding
Source: RefSeq, a predicted model, not a curated record
CCCCUGCUCUAGUUCCGUCUGGUGGUGAAAACAACUCUGAAGCUGUUGUUGGUGUUAGUGGAAUACUCCGAGUCCAACGCCCCACUGCUGAUAGAUGCCAUCACCUCUGUGGAGACCAAGAGAGGAUGCAAGUCGUGGUCCAAUACUAUGGAGAUCUUGCAAGAGAAGGAUGGAGUGGACACGGAGCUGCUGGUGUACGCCAUGACCCUCAUCAAUAAGACGCUGGCUGCACUGCCUGAUCAGGACUCAUUUUACGACAUGGUGGAUGGUCUUGAGGAACAGGGCAUAGACACAGUGUCCCAAAGACAUCUGGGCCGGAGAGGAACUGAUCUGGAUUUGGUUGAGCAGCUCAACAUCUAUGAGAUGACCCUACGGCAUGAAGACGGGGACGAUGACAGCCAGCCUCCACCAAUGGGACGCCGGGACCGCCGACGAGUCAGCCUUGGGUGCGGGGACAAAAAGCACGGCCUGGAGAGGAGGCGGAGCCGCAGGGCCUCUCUGGGGCGAUCAGGCCAAGCCUCCCCCUGCAGCCCCGCGUCCCCACAGAGAGGCCUGCAGUCAGUCUAUGGACAGAGAGCCGAGGACAUGAGCGAGAGCCCCGCCACACAUCUUCCAUCUACAGCUCGCCGAUCCACCGUGCAGUCCAUCACCAUCACUUCCAGGAAGGAGAGUCUAAGAGAAGAGGAGCAGAGGAAUCGGACUGAUCCACCCGCUAUCCACCCCCCCAUUACCCCCACCUUAUCUCCUCCCGUGUCCUCCCCUCUCAGCCCCCCCGCCCCACCCUCCCUCCUGGCCUCCCUGCUGGCCAGGAAGAGGCCCAUCGUCACUGUCCCGGCCACCAAGGAGGUCAGCCCGCCAUCGCGCGGCAGCUCCCGCCCCUCCCCCGAACGCAUGCCCUACCUGCCCCACUCACCCUUCCACCUCUUCUCCUACGACCUCGAUGAGGAGCCGUCGCCCCCGGCUCCACCCAAACCCAGCGAGGAGUCACCCAAAACAACAACGUCUCCCAGGAAUGGCGGUCUCUCGUCCUAUUCCUCUCUCAGCACCCCAAGCACGCCCACAACCUCCAGGCCUGCUUUGGGAGGUCUUCUCUCCUCCUCGUAUCGACAACACCAGGAAUCUCUGGCGGCCGAGCGAGAGCGCCGUCGGGGGGAGAGAGAGGAGCGGCUGCAGAGGAUAGAGAGAGAGGAGAGGAACAAGCACAGCCGUGACUAUGUGGAUAAAAUGGAAGAGGCCAGGCUUGCGCGGGAUGAGAGGUAUAAGAACGUGGAGCGCCAGGCGGCGGAGGAGUACGAGAGAGAGCACGUCCGGGUGUCCAGGACUCGCCCCGACCUCGGCCUGACCUUCGAACCCGCGGAGGCCUGGCCCUCGUCAUCGCGCAGCAGCACCCCGUCCUCUUUCGCCUCCCAUGAGGACGCAGACGCUGACCUCGAAGCGGAGACCCCCGCCACCCCCUACACCGCCUCUGAAACUG